This is a messenger RNA of Populus euphratica (Euphrates poplar), 870 nucleotides long. It is a transcript of the gene TAFII21, whose product is annotated as TATA binding protein associated factor 21kDa subunit. NCBI's taxonomy places the organism in Eukaryota, Viridiplantae, Streptophyta, Magnoliopsida, Malpighiales, Salicaceae. The transcript is spliced from 3 exons. Gene Ontology annotation, molecular function: RNA polymerase II general transcription initiation factor activity; protein heterodimerization activity; transcription coactivator activity. The record is from RefSeq and is a predicted model, not a curated record. Gene Ontology annotation, biological process: RNA polymerase II preinitiation complex assembly; DNA-templated transcription initiation. Gene Ontology annotation, cellular component: transcription factor TFIID complex; SAGA complex. The coding region runs from base 190 to 717 and encodes 175 amino acids.
UAAUGCUUUGCUUUCUCUACUUCCCUUCCCUUUCUGUUUUCUUAUUCGCACUCUCGCUCUCUUGUCUCUAUAACUACAUGUAUUCACAAUUGAAUAAUAGCAACAGAGAGUAAUUUACUAAAAUCUCUCCCAGCAAGUCGUUGUUCCUUGGGAUCAGCCCCAAUCUCAUUUCCAAGACAAGCAGAGAGUAUGGCGGAGGGAGAAGAAGACAUGCCAAGGGAUGCCAAGAUUGUGAAAUCAUUGCUUAAGUCAAUGGGUGUCGAGGAUUAUGAACCUCGUGUUGUGCAUCAGUUUUUGGAGUUGUGGUAUCGUUAUGUUGUUGAUGUGUUGACAGAUGCACAGGUUUAUUCGGAGCAUGCUAACAAAACUGCAAUUGACUGUGAUGAUGUCAAGCUUGCUAUUCAAUCUAAAGUCAAUUUCAGCUUCUCGCAACCCCCACCUAGAGAGGUUUUACUAGAGUUGGCCAGAAAUAGGAACAAAAUCCCAUUGCCUAAGUCAAUAGCUGGGCCUGGUAUCCCUCUUCCACCCGAGCAGGACACGUUGAUCAGUCCAAACUAUCAACUUGCUAUCCCAAAGAAGCGGACUGCCCAGGCAAUAGAAGAGACAGAGGAGGAUGAAGAAAGUGCUGAUCCCAACCAAUCACAAGAACAGAAGACGGAUCCUCCACAGCUUACUCCUCAAAGAGUAUCCUUUCCCCUCACCAAACGUCCCAAGUGAGAAUUAUAUAUACUGCCAAUGUAGGAUUACAAGACAUUCUCUUGACCUGAGAAGAAUGAGCCCGUGUGAAAAGGAAUUGAGGACGAACUAUUGGAUCAUUGUAAAAUUGGAGUCUUUAUGUGAAUGCUAUGUGUUUUGGAUUAUUGUGAUCUU